AUGGCCCACCGCAUCGGCGCGCGCGUCGCGGGCCUCUCGCCAGCGCAGCUGUGCGCCAUCAUCGAGGCGCAGGCGGGCGCGAGCGCCGCCGCGCUGCGCGUGGCGGAGGAGCACGCCGCACGGCUCGUGCAGCAGCCCGAGUGGGUGCUCUCCGAGGUCCUCCUCUCGCCGGACCUCGCCCCGCACAUCCUCGCCCAGCUGCCGACCGAGGCGCACGCCGUCAAGGGGACGUGCCGCGCGUGGCGCCACGGCUGGAAGGAGACGCUGAAGAAGCGCGAGAGGCCGCGCCUGGCGCCGCCGGAGGCUGGCCCGCCGCAGGCGCCGAUUUUUUUGGCGUUUUUUGCUCAGAAUUGA
This is a messenger RNA of Emiliania huxleyi CCMP1516, 354 nucleotides long. RefSeq lists its product as hypothetical. The transcript is spliced from 2 exons. The record is from RefSeq and is a predicted model, not a curated record. NCBI's taxonomy places the organism in Eukaryota, Haptophyta, Isochrysidales, Noelaerhabdaceae. Bases 1 to 354 code for a protein of 117 amino acids.